Molecule: messenger RNA, 1146 nt
Organism: Punctularia strigosozonata HHB-11173 SS5
Lineage: Eukaryota; Fungi; Basidiomycota; Agaricomycetes; Corticiales; Punctulariaceae
Exons: 5
Source: RefSeq, a predicted model, not a curated record
GAGAGAAGGCGAAGCGUCAUUCAACCUCGCCCUGCGGAACCCAGUUUAGGCCAGGAACACUCCGCUAACCCCCUACAAGCGCUACAUCGAAGAAGUGAGGCCAGCUCCACCCCAGAACGGAGAGGUAUAUUAGUCGGUCGGCGGCGUGGCUGGUGCCGUCCCUACCAAAAUGUCCCUCACUCUUCCCAUUGAACUGUUGGGCCAAGUCGAACUUCACGUUCGACGCAACCUUUUGCCUGACGAUUGCCUCGGCUUCGAUAUGCAUCCCGCGAUGCAGCCCACGCCCCAUAUUCCCUGCGGAACGGGCAUAAACAUCAACUUUGAGCCCACCGUAGACCAGACUGGUCUCGGCCUGCGCGUGUACGCAUCCCGCUCUCACCUGACCUCAAACCGCCAGGCGCAGCAUCGGGGCGUUGUGACUUCAUCAAACCAAGGCUGUCUGUUUAUCCCCUUGACCCCCGGCGCAUCAGCGCCCGGCGGAGCUUCGCGCCUACCCGACAAGAAUCAUUCGAUAAACGGCUCUCAAGGGGGGUCGGUAGAUGGAUUGCCAUCGUUGUACGACGACGCUGUCGACUCCCUCAUGGAAACUAUGACAGAUGACUCUUUUUCGGAGAUGAUCUCUGUCGCAGGUUACCCUCAGGAACAAUGUUACGGGAGUCUACCCGCGAAUGACGCGAACGUGCCAUUCAAUCCGCCCUUCCUGUCCACGCAGUUCGAUCCUCUCGGCCGCCACAUUGAUACCGCAUCUGCGGGUCUUACGCUCGACACCCGUCAUUCGUCUCCGGGUGUUCCAAGCGGAUCUUCCGGAGCGCAGAGCUUACCUACGCCUGCAUUCUCGUCGUCCCCGUCGCCCCCGGCUUACAACAGGAAUAUUGCGCUGAAGCCACCAAGUCCUUCGCCCUCGCUGCCGUCUCCAUCUAUUGCCUCUGUCGGUUCUGAGGCUAUCCCCGGAACUCAAGCUUCUGGCAGGGGCGCGCAGCGCCAGCGACGGUUUCCCUGCACUCACCCAGGAUGUGAUCGAAGUUUCACUAGCGAGUACACUCGGCGUGUACACGUUGAGGCCCAUCAGCCAAAACAACGCGAGGUCCUCCCGUGCACGAUGGGCUGCUCAGAGAUAUUCAGUCGACGGCACGAUCGACUUCGACA